This is a messenger RNA of Dipodomys ordii (Ord's kangaroo rat), 1420 nucleotides long. It is a transcript of the gene Arl6ip5, whose product is annotated as ADP-ribosylation factor-like 6 interacting protein 5. The transcript has 4 exons. The record is from RefSeq and is a predicted model, not a curated record. Gene Ontology annotation, cellular component: membrane. Gene Ontology annotation, biological process: negative regulation of transport. NCBI's taxonomy places the organism in Eukaryota, Metazoa, Chordata, Mammalia, Rodentia, Heteromyidae. Bases 1 to 702 code for a protein of 233 amino acids.
AUGGGUGUGUUCAUGAGUGCAGUGAGCCCUCUGGCUGCUGAAGGACCUGCAGAGAAACCUCACCCAUUUAGAGAACUGCAGCGUUCCUGUUGGCACAAAGAAAGUUACCAGACAUGCUCUGGAGGUGAUCAGAAGAUCGCGGCUUUGGUAGAUUUUAUUGCCACCUCUACAGCUGGUGGCCCUGGACGAACUUACCGACUUGUUCAUUGCUUAGCUUGCUUGGAUUACUUAAUCAUUGUGUUGACUCCUCUUCUUUCCCCUCCUGCAGCUCCUACUGAUGAGCCAGUCUCUCUCUCUUUCUCGUACCCCAGGUUUCUGAGCCCCUUCAACAUGAUUCUUGGAGGAAUUGUGGUGGUGCUGGUGUUCACAGGGUUUGUGUGGGCAGCCCACAAUAAAGACAUCCUCCGCCGAAUGAAGAAGCAGUACCCCAUGACGUUCGUGAUGGCGGUCAUGUUGGCUAGCUACUUCCUCAUCUCCAUGUUUGGGGGAGUCAUGGUCUUCGUGUUUGGCAUCACUUUUCCUUUGUUGUUGAUGUUCAUCCAUGCAUCCCUGAGACUCCGGAACCUCAAAAACAAGCUGGAGAAUAAAAUGGAAGGAAUCGGUUUGAAGAGGACACCCAUGGGCAUUAUCCUGGAUGCCUUGGAACAGCAGGAAGAAAGCAUCAACAAGAUCACUGACUAUAUCAGCAAAGUAAAGGAAUAAAUGUAGUUUACCAGGCAAUAGGGCUGCAGGAGAAAUUGAGUUGCAGUCUGCCCUUACCCACACCUACUUUUCCUGUGUGUUUUGAAGUAGGAGGUGCACGUUUUACCACCCAACUAUCUAAGGCAGCACGCAUGUACAGGCCCAACUAUUAACAUCUGAUGAUAUAGAAAAAAGGCCUCAGAAACUGAAAGGAAACCAGCCUCCCCUUGUGCCUGAAGUUUCCAGUGUGUUUUUGAAAGAGAAUAAUGGAUUCUAUAGCAACCAUACUGUUCUCCCCUGGGGGGGGGAAAAGUCAUUGUAAACCAUCCAAGCAAUAUGAGUAAAUGCUGAAGUAUGAAGCUUAUGAUGUCAUGUGUUGGCCUCUUUCUAAUCCUCUCCUGCAUCCUGUCCACAAUUCCCAGGACUAUGUAAUAUGUGGGAUUAAAAAUUAGUAUAGAUUCUGUUGUUAUUCUUUUAAAAUCAAAGAUAAGAUCUCUAUCACUGUACCGCCUGUUUGAGGAACUGGAUAUACCAGUUGUUUAUACUUUGUUUACAAAUAUGAAGACAGCUGUCUAGGAAGAUAUUUUGUGAAAUUUUUGUAAAUUUUUGAAAUGCUAGUAAUAUGCGUUCACCAGCAGGUUUGUUGCAACAUUAAUGUUCUCUUUCUUAAAGGUUAUAGUUAUGUGAUCUGCAUUCUUGAUUUGUUAAGAAACAAAAAAAUAAAUGAAACCAAAAUUCA